AUGGAACACACUACUAUCAUUAAGCUUUCCAGUGGCUGAGCUAUCAGUCUUCCAGGAAUACUCUCCCAGAAUUCUUGCAUUCCCCUUUCACUUGGACAGAGAUUAGACAUGUUUAUUUAUGAAGCCAUCUCAGAAGGAUCCCCAAUUUGCCAGAUGAAAUUGAUGGACUCUAUUGACAACGAAGUGCUAUUUCAAAAUUCCUAUGGUGUCUUUAUUAUUCCAUUAGGACCAGAAAAAUCAUGACAAUACACAACACAUGAGGGCAAGACGAAAUCCUUACUUACUUACUUAAUUAGAUUAUAGAGAAGCUCCCGGCCAGCAUUUCGGCUUUUCACGUCACUUGUUUACCACCCCCUUGCUCGCCAGUCUGGUAUCACAGCCUACGGUAAUUGUCUUGCUUCCUCCGGACAAGGGCCUGCACUUGCUACCCGGAGGUAAAGACGCUAGGCCAUCUUGCAGUACGUCAAACGAGGUUUACAUUUUCCGAAAACUCAAAAAGUGAAUUUUCUGGUCAGGAUUGUCGGCCAAGAUGAAGCUCGUAGCCCAGGGCGUAACUCCCGAUUUCACGUAGGAAAAUGCCCGAUUAGCUAAGCGAACACCCUCUAGCCUUGCUGGGCUAUCACUUUCCAACUUCCGAGUCCCUUCCUCCUCGGGGUAAAAACCUUGUCCAGGAUGUGAGCCUGCGGUCGGCAGCUCGACAUUGCACUCCAACAGACCAAGUAAAACCGGCUGGAUACACAUCACCGAACGCUGCUCUCCCUUCCACAAGACUCUAUCCAGCUACAGGUGUUAAAAGGGCAGGUUGGUUCACCACGCCAUUUUUAUGUAUCCAAGACGAAAUUCUAUCUCAGGCUGAAGUUUCAAGACUACUGCUUAUUUCUCUAUCAGAUUUAUAUAACAAAGAGAAUAUCGGAGCACUUCAAUAUCAAUUCACCGAAGCUGCACUAA
This is a messenger RNA of Blepharisma stoltei, 948 nucleotides long. The record is from the annotation of a GenBank genome assembly. NCBI's taxonomy places the organism in Eukaryota, Ciliophora, Heterotrichea, Heterotrichida, Blepharismidae.